This is a messenger RNA of Macrosteles quadrilineatus (aster leafhopper), 1212 nucleotides long. RefSeq names its product glucose dehydrogenase [FAD, quinone]-like. The record is from RefSeq and is a predicted model, not a curated record. Bases 1 to 1212 code for a protein of 403 amino acids. Gene Ontology annotation, molecular function: ecdysone oxidase activity; flavin adenine dinucleotide binding. Lineage: Eukaryota; Metazoa; Arthropoda; Insecta; Hemiptera; Cicadellidae. The transcript is spliced from 3 exons.
AUGCCAGUUAAGAACAGAAAGCAGAGCAGCUCCCACAGCGAAAUCGACAAAGAGUCUAACGUGUGUACGACGUACAACCCGCUGUUCCUGGAAGGCACGUGUUCCUCCCACUACUCAGACACCGCGGCUCUGCUUAUAGACGAGGUGUUCUUAUCCCUGGCUGAGGCGGACUGCGAGCUGGCCAACCCCUGCAACUACCCUCCUCAGUACAACCCUAGGGACUGGGAGGAGUUCGACUUCAUCAUCGUAGGUGCAGGAUCUGCCGGCUCCGUGGUAGCCAAUAGACUGACAGAGAUCGCCGGGUGGACGGUCCUCCUGAUUGAAGCUGGAGGAGAUCCUCCCAAGACAUCUGAAGUGCCCAAUUUACGCGGAGCAUUACACAAUACGGAAUAUCAAUGGCAUUAUCGAUCUAACUCUGAAGAACCAACCUGUUUAGGAUUUACUGGUAGUCAAUGCAGCUGUGAAAUGGGUAAAAUGCUGGGUGGAUCCAGUUCACACAACGGACUGAUAUAUAUAAGGGGAAACCGUAAGGACUAUGAUGGUUGGGAGGCUCAAGGAAAUGUUGGUUGGAGUUAUAAAGACGUGUUGCCCUAUUUUAAAAAGUCUGAGGAUAUGAGAGCUCCAGGAGUAAAGUGCACCCCUGAUUUCUUUGACUACCAUUCAGUUGGUGGCCCUUUAAAGGUUGACGACCUUAACAUUGACAAUACAGAACCAAUACCAGCACUUUUGGUAGGAGGUUUAUCUGAACUUGGAUACUUCAUAAACCCUGAUCAUAACGGUAGAUAUCAGUCAGGGUUCUGUAGAGUAUCAGGUACUGUGGAGGAGGAACCGUUCAAAGCAGUAAAUGCCAGGUUUCAUGAAGUAUAUGUUCGAAGUUGUUCAAAAUUCCCUUAUGAUUCACGUCCAUACAGGGAAUGUUUUCUUAGACACAUGUCAAGUUCCUCUUAUCAUUUUGUGGGCACGUGCCGCAUGGGACCCCCGGGACACCCCGAGGCCGUGGUAGACCCUCAACUCCGGGUACAGGGUGUGAGUAGACUGAGAGUCAUCGACGCCUCUGUGAUGCCGAAGAUUACACGAGGCAACACUAACGCCCCAACCAUCAUGAUAGCAGAGAAAGGUUCGGACCUCAUCAAACACACGUGGCUCAGCACUCCUUACAGUGGUGCGGAGGGAUUCAGCAGAGUUCUGCCUAUACCACAUAGAGGCUGGUAA